This is a messenger RNA of Struthio camelus australis, 3463 nucleotides long. The record is from RefSeq and is a predicted model, not a curated record. NCBI's taxonomy places the organism in Eukaryota, Metazoa, Chordata, Aves, Struthioniformes, Struthionidae.
AUAGACAAAAUGGAGCACGUCUUACUGCUACUCAUGUUUUCCAUACCUAUGUUGGGUCUUGCUAAUGGAACAGAAACGGAACAAGAUUUUACUUGGCACUUAAAGAAAGUACCCCAGAUUGUGAGCAAAAGAACUUUCUCCCUUGACAGCCCUACAUUUGAAGCAAAAACCAAAUUAGAGCUGAACAGUGUAUGUGGAAUUGAAUGUCAAAGCAAAUUGCCAGUGCCAAGCUUGUCUGACUUGAAGGACAUCCUGUCCUAUGAGACUGUUUUUGAAAACGGCACACGGACCCUGACCGAAGUGAAUGUCCUUGGACUAAUGCUUGAUCCAGCUGAAAACGUGACUACACGAAUGUCUGCAAGAAAGAAGAGGCAGAUAUAUGGAACAGACAGUAGGUUCAGCAUCUAUGACAAGCGGUUUAUGACCAACUACCCAUUCAACACAGCUGUGAAGAUCUCCACCGGCUGUAGCGGCAUUCUCAUUUCCCCUAAGCACGUGCUAACAGCUGCUCACUGUCUGCAUGAUGGCAAGGAUUAUGUUAAAGGCAGCAAAAAACUGAGGGUGGGAUUGAUGAAGACAAAAUCCAAAGGUAAUGGCAGGAAACGCAAAAGUGCUAAAAGAAGUAGGAGAGAAGCUUCUGAGACCCUAGAUGAUCCUGAAGUUGCCACAGAACUGAGGCGGCGCUCCAGAGGUGGUGGGAGAAAGCAGAGGAGAUUGGGGAGGAAGCAGGGUACCUCAGAUGGAGUGCCCGCCUUCCAGUGGACCAGGGUGAAGAGUACCCACAUCCCAAGAGGCUGGUUUAAGGGUGUCUCUGGGGAUAUUGCCCUGGAUUAUGAUUAUGCUGUUCUUGAGCUGAAGCGUCCCCACAAAAGGAAAUACAUGGAGCUGGGAAUCAGCCCAACAAUCAAAAUGAUGCCUGGGAGCAUGAUCCACUUCUCAGGUUUUGACAAUGAUCGCUCUGGGCAGCUGGUCUAUCGGUUUUGUAGCAUUUCUGAUGAGUCCAAUGAUCUCUUUUAUCAGUAUUGUGAUGCUGAGCCUGGCUCCACUGGAUCUGGAGUCUACCUCCGUCUUAAGGAGCCAAACAAAAAGAAGUGGAAACGCAAGAUCAUUGCUGUUUAUUCAGGCCAUCAGUGGGUGGAUGUCAAUGGUGAACAGCAGGAUUAUAAUGUAGCAGUAAGAAUUACUCCUCUCAAAUAUGCUCAGAUUUGCUUCUGGGUACAUGGGAACGAUGAGAAUUGCACACAAGGCUGAAGAGAGCUGAAGCGAACUCCCUGAGUGCCCAUAUUAUGAUAGAGUGAAAAUGUGCUGCAGCAGUUAUUGAGAGAACAUCAUUGCAUGUCAGGCUAUUUUUGAACUCAAAGCCCGCAAGUAGUAUUUUGAUGACUUGAGUAAUGUUGAAUCUUUGGGGGAUGGGUAGAAUUUUCAAACGAAUUAUUUUUAAUUCUAAUCAACCCUAGAUAUGCACUUAAAAUCCCAAACUGUAUUUAUGUUCACCGAUGUGAUAAAUUGUAAUAAUUCACAUUAGAAAAAGAUGACUACCCCAUCAUUUUUUUCCAACGGAAGAAUUGAAACUUCUCAAACUGAUAUUAUUAAACAAUUAUUAAGCAACACAUUUUUCCAGUGGAUUUGAUUUUUCUCAGGGGUCUGUUCCAAUUCUUCAUAUGCAAGCUGUGCAUACAUCACUUCACUGUAUGUGCAGAAUGAUCCAGAGAACUGGAUUAGAGCAACAAAUGCCAACAAAUUACGUUGGCAUUCGCUAAAGACCACGUCUCCAUGUUGAGAUACAGCAAUCUAGUUCACGCUUGUUACUUUGGAAGGCUUCCUCAUCUCAUUGCUGUGGGAACGCCUCCAUGAAAAUCCCAAAUUUCUGUAGCUGACAACUAGACAUAGAAAACAAACUUUACUUCAUUGCUCACCAAAAUGGUGAAGAGGCGUGUUAAUGAACAUACAAGCUUCCAUGUUUGGAAGAAGGAGAAACAUCAGAAUACAAUCUAAUGCCUUUAAAUCUUGUUUGAGAAGCUACAAAAAUCUUGGGAAUGUUAAACAUAUGCAUUUGCUUCCUAAUUAAUAUUUGGAGAUCUGUAGGUUUAGUUUCUAGUCAAACGUUUAACUUUACUAUUGGGUAAAGUCACUGACUUUUGAAGUGGCCAUUUGACAAUCAUUUUGAGCUUCACAUCAAAGCCACAGAUGCUAGAUUUUUGGGUGCUAACCAUUUUUGCAGGUUUUUAUAAGUACUUUUUAUAAGAAUUCAGCUUCUCAGAUAGAGACUAUCUGUCUAUUAGACUGAGAGUUAGAAAGCAAUAUUUUGGGUUAUCUGUAUACAGUUUAACAAAGAGGGUACUUUUAAUCGUAUCAGACUCCACCAACAGGAGUUGCAGGGAUAAACUAAAAAAUUCUCCCAACUAAAUUAUAUUAUACCACCUUCUGAAUGGUAGACUACUAUCCUGUAAAUUAUAACCUAUCUUGUUAAGUAGGAGCAGUAGAUACAAAUAACUUGGUUCGGUACUUCUGCUGAACUACGCUUAUUGGAAAGAAAGUGAGCUUGACUUUUACACGUUUUUAUACAUGCAUCAGCUUUUUUAAAUUGUUUGUUCUUGAUUGCUACACAAGUUUUUAUAUCUUGUAUUUUAUAUCAAGAUUUUGAAGCACACAAGACUGUUACGGUGCUAUGUUAAUCUAAUAACAUAAAAUGAUACUGUGUAUUUCAGAUCGUAUGCAUUGGGUUUCAUUACUGUUAAGGUUAUUCACCAUUCCAAUAUUUAAUUUUUUGAUCAUAAGUUUAUACUGAUUGAAAUCCAUUUUCUUCAUGUGCAGAAGAAAAAAUAUAACAUAUUUUAAAAUAUUAUUGGUUUGUUGGUAUCUUUGAAAUAUGCUUGUAAUAUAUUUUGAUGAUUUGGUCAUUUUUAAUAACCAAUUAUUCUGUAGCUGAUUUAAGGUAUAAAACCUGGCUCUUUUAAUGUGCAGGUGACUUUUUUGUCAUUGUAUUGCCAAAGCAUAAAAAUUUAAGACGUGUUUCCAUACUAUAACUCUUGUAGUAGUUCACUAAUUGGAAGAGUUCUCACUUUAAAAGAAAAAAAAAAUUAUUUUAACUUCAGCAUUUUCAGGCUUGUAGUUUUUACUUGUGUAAUUGUUUGCAGAAAACUAACCGUAAUUUUUAAAGUUUAGAUAUUAAUGUCUAAAAUAGAUUUCAAGGUUAAUUAAUUUUUUUGUUGUUAACAUUCUGUUAAGACAUAUGACUUCACUGACAAUUUUACAUCACCUCAGUCGAGUAUGUAAUACUCUUGCUCUAUGCAAUAGGCCUACAAUAUUCUUUAGCAUGCUCUGUGAUAUUUUUCUUAAGUGCCUUUUUCCGUACUUACUUUAACAAAUAAGGUACCACAUUCUUAAUCCGUAUAGGUCAGCUUAGGUCUGUGGAUUUUUCAUGCAGUUACUCUCGUGGCUGGGCUGGGUCCAAAACUGAUCC